AUGUCACUCGUUCUUUCUCUUCUGUUAAUUUUUGAAUUCGAAUUUGGGAGAGCAAUAUGCAGCAAUGAAAAUUUUCAUUUGGAUGAAUUCCAAUGGUACUUUCAAUCAGCAAAUGGCUCUUUUCAAGGACCAGCUCGGGUACCUGGAGAUAUCUAUCAAGAUUUAUUCGUUGCAAAUUAUAUUUUUGAACCACUAUUUGGUGAUAAUGAUCAUAUAUUAAGAUGGGUACCACGAAUGAAUUGGAUUUAUUACACUACAUUUAUUAUUCCCAGAAAUUGGAGCAAGAUAAGAGCAGUAUUAUUGAAUGCUGGCGGAUUCGAUACCGUGGCCGAUGUGUUUUUUAAUGAUGCAUUAGUUCUCAGAACACACAAUCAGUUCGUUUCCUAUCUGAUACCUCUAAAACAAUGGAAAAUUGGAAAAAAUUAUUUACGUAUAGAAUUUAAAUCGCCUGUUAAUUAUGCGAAACAGAAAUCUGAGGAGUAUCAGGAACAAUUUGGUCAUACUGUUCCUCCCGUAUGUCCAGUACCUGAAUUCAAAGGUGAAUGCCAUGUUAAUUUCAUCAGGAAAAUCCAAGCAAGCUUCAGUUGGGAUUGGGGACCUUCAUUUCCAACAGUUGGCAUUUGGAAACCAAUAUCUAUCGAAGGAGUGAAAGCAAUAUUUGUAGACAAAGUAUCAGCAGUAGUCUCAUUUAAAAAGCAGCAAUUUAUCAUUUCGUUGAGAAUCACAGUAUGGAGUGCAGUAAAAGUAAAAUAUGCGCAAGUGACAUUAGCAUUACCUGAAAUUUCCGUCACUGAUCACUCUACCACUUCAUUCAAUUCAAUGAGUGAAAAUAUCGUGGAACGAAGAAUAUCAGUGCCUAACAACGUCGUUGAGAGGUGGUGGCCAAAUGGUAGCGGCAAACAAAAACUCUACAAAUUGAUUACUUCAAUAUCUUAUGAAGGACAAAACUUUGAUAAAGAAAUAAGAGUGGGAUUUCGAACAGUUCAGCUCAUUCAAGAUUAUGUAAAUAGUAAAAAACCCACACAAGGAAGACAUUUCUAUUUCAUGGUCAACGAUCAACCUAUAUUCCUUAAAGGCUCAAAUUGGAUUCCAUCUUCAGCAUUCCCUGCCCGCAAUCAUCGUUUCGAAGAGAAAUUUUUACUUGAGUCAGCACGUGAAUCGAAUAUGAAUGUGUUACGUGUAUGGGGUGGUGGUCGUUAUGAGAAUGAUCACUUUUACGAUUUAGCCGAUGAAUUGGGAUUAAUGAUAUGGCAUGACAUGAUGUUUGCAUGUGCGUUAUAUCCAACUGAUAAGCAAUAUUUGGCUACUGUUCGAGAAGAAGUGUAUGCUCAGGUGGAGCGACUUCGACAUCAUCCAUCUAUUUUAGUCUGGGCCGGGAAUAAUGAGAACGAAUUGGGUGUUCGUCAGUGGUUCAUUGCGGAAAAUUACUCUCUUACUGAUUCGAUAUCAGACUAUAUGAAAUUGUAUAAUGAAACGAUACGACCAAUUAUUGCCAAACUGGAUGAUACCAGGCCAUAUCUGUUGUCCAGUCCAACAAAUGGAGUGGAAUCCGAAAAAGAAGGAGGUGUCGCAGAAUAUCCUGCUGAUGAGAAAUAUGGUGAUAUCCACUUCUACAAUGAAUUAGAUGACCUAUGGAAAGAUUCAACUUAUCAGAUUCCACGAUGCUGUUCUGAAUAUGGCGUAGAGUCGUUUCCAAGAAAAGAAACAAUGUUGAAAUGGUUGAAUGAAACAGAUUGGUCCUAUACAAGUGAAGGAAUGAGACGUAGACAGCAUCAUCCUGGUGGAUUCUUGGCUCAACUUUCUAUGAUUUUCUCACAUUUCAAAAUUCCGAAUGAAUGUGGGAAGACAAUAAAUGAAAAUUGUGUUUAUUUGGGAACGUUCAUGGACCGUUUCGUAUACUUAUCUCAGUUCCAUCAAGCGGUCACUUAUCAAGUACAAACUGAGCAUUACCGAAGAUAA
Molecule: messenger RNA, 1959 nt
Organism: Cercopithifilaria johnstoni
Lineage: Eukaryota; Metazoa; Nematoda; Chromadorea; Rhabditida; Onchocercidae
Source: the annotation of a GenBank genome assembly